CGGUCGCCGCCCCGUCCCAUCAGGAUCUGGCCCCAGGCCUCGCGGCUCGGGAUGCGGGAAAAAGCCCUUCGACCUUGCAGGUUACAGAGCGGCCACCAGCCCUCGCCUGGGCCCAGGUUUUCCGUUGGAAUAUACGUUGCACAUUUAUGGCGAUUCUGAGCGUGAGGGCAGACUUCUGCCAGGCUCAGCACAGCGUUUUCGCUGACAAGUGAGCUUGGGGGUUCUAUGUGCCAUAAUUAACAUUGCCUUGACGACUCUGGACACCGAGACUGGCCUCAGACAUAGUUGGCUUUUUUUUUUUUUUUUUUAUUGCAAGCAUAUUUCUUUUAAUGACUCCAGUAAAAUUAAGCAUCAAGUAAACAAAAGUGGAAAGCAACCUACACUUUUAACUUGUCUCACUAGUGCCUAAAUGUAGUAAAGGCUACUUCAGUUUUGUAUGUAGUUGGAAUUUUUGGAGUCCGAAGGUAUCCAUCUGCAGACAUUGAGGCCCAAGUUGGAUUGGAGUGGAUUCUAAAUACUUCUGCUUACCUUGAAGAGAGAAGCUUCUUAAAGAAUAAACAAGUUGAAUAGAGAAAACACUGAUCGAUAUUAGGCAUUUUAGUGGUCUUUUUAAUGUUUUCUGCUGUGAAACAUUUCAAGAUUUAUUGAUUUUUUUUUCAUUUUCCCCGUCACACCCACACACGCACGCUCACACUUUUUAUUUGCCAUAAUGAACCGUCCAGCCCCUGUGGAGAUCUCCUAUGAGAACAUGCGUUUUCUGAUAACUCACAACCCUACCAAUGCUACCCUCAACAAGUUCACAGAGGAACUUAAGAAGUAUGGAGUGACAACUUUGGUUCGAGUUUGUGAUGCUACAUAUGAUAAAGCUCCAGUUGAAAAAGAAGGAAUCCACGUUCUAGACUGGCCUUUUGAUGAUGGAGCACCACCCCCUAAUCAGAUAGUAGACGAUUGGCUGAACCUGUUAAAAACCAAAUUUCGUGAAGAGCCAGGUUGUUGUGUUGCAGUGCAUUGUGUUGCAGGACUGGGAAGAGCACCCGUGCUGGUUGCACUUGCUUUGAUUGAAUGUGGAAUGAAGUAUGAAGAUGCAGUUCAGUUUAUAAGACAAAAAAGAAGGGGAGCAUUCAAUUCCAAACAGCUGCUUUACCUGGAGAAAUACCGACCUAAGAUGCGAUUGCGUGUCAGAGACACCAAUGGGCACUGCUGUGUUCAGUAAAAAGAAGCGUAAACGAAGGCUGACUUGAUUGUGCAUUUAGAGGGAACUCUUGGUACCUGGAAAUGUGAAUCUGGAAUCUUACCUGUGUCACCAAAGUAGUGAUGGAUUCAGUACUCCUCAACCACUCUCCUAAUGAUUGGAAAAAAGCAAACAAAAAAGAAAUCCCUCUAUAACGUGAAUAAAAUGUUUAAGAAAAGAAAAAAAGAAAGAAAAAAAGGAUUAAUUCAGUGAAGGAUGAUUUUGCUCCUAAUUGUUGGGAGUUUGAAUUUCUGUCAGGAUUGAAUUAUAUCAAAUCCCCUGUCUUUUUUAACUUUUCAAACUAGGUCUCUAAGGAAAACCAGCAGAACAUUAGCCUGUGCAGAACCAUCUGUUUGGGGAGCACACUUUUCCAUUAUGCUUGGCACAUAGAUCUCCCUGUUGUGAGUUCUUUUCUUUUCUUUUCCUUUCUUUUCCUUUCUUUUCUUUUUUUUCUUUUCGGUGGUGGUGGGCUUGUAUUUUUCCCUUCUUCUCUUUCCCCAUUCCUCGUUUUCCCCCCUGAUAUAAGUCGUAGAUGGACUAGGAGAAGCCCUUGUUGCUGUAGACGUGUGUGCAGUCUGGCAGCCUUAAGCCCACCUGGGCACUUUUAGAAAAAACAAACAAACAAAUGAAAAAAAAAAAGAAACAAAAAAAAAAAACACCAAAAAAAAAAAAAAAAAAGCAGUGGCAUAUGUAUUAUAUGAGCCAGGUGGUUUUUAGUCUUUACUGAUGAUGGGGUGUUCAUGUUAGUUUCUUUUCUUGGAAACCCUAUUCAACAUUAGGCAACGUAGCCAAGAGCCUUUUGUUUUGGUUUUGGUGAAUUAGUGGGGAAAUGGCAUUUUAAGAAGAGUCUUUCUUCUCAAAGAACUUAGCUGAGAGUCGAAUUCUUCUCUUUUCCAACCAAUGAAGCUAAGUGGGUCUCCCAGAAACUUUGGCUUUCUGAAGGGGAGUGAGCGCUCCGGGCCGUCACUAAAGAUGCGUCCAGGUAGAGAGUUACCAUACUCUGUACAUCUCCUAGAAUUGUGGGUCGUAGCAUUACUCCGAUUUUCUGUCUCAUGAUGUCGGAGAAUGCUGAUAGUUUGGCAGUUUUAUUUGGGAUUUACUCGUAUGAUGAAUUUUUCAAGAACGGUGGAAGGAGUGACAGCAAAGAUAGGAUAUUUUGGACUCGGCAAAUGCCUGUGAUGCAUUUUUGUCAAACUAUCCCAUCUAUGUACAGUUAAGUUUAACCACUGAUUGCCUUGUUAUUUUCUUACUAGGUUCUUUAUGAGAUUUAAAAAAAAAAUCGCUGGUUCAAAACCAACAAUGCCUAGUGAGUACGUGUCCACAG
Hyaena hyaena (striped hyena) is the source of this 2555-nucleotide messenger RNA. It is a transcript of the gene PTP4A2, whose product is annotated as protein tyrosine phosphatase 4A2. NCBI's taxonomy places the organism in Eukaryota, Metazoa, Chordata, Mammalia, Carnivora, Hyaenidae. The record is from RefSeq and is a predicted model, not a curated record. Gene Ontology annotation, molecular function: protein tyrosine phosphatase activity. The coding region runs from base 710 to 1213 and encodes 167 amino acids. The transcript has 6 exons. Gene Ontology annotation, cellular component: nucleus. Gene Ontology annotation, biological process: protein dephosphorylation; positive regulation of cell migration.